AUGUCUUCCACAAGCAUGACACCACCAACCAAGUCUCCAGUGGCCGACGAGCAACUAAACGUAGAGUUCGACUGGUCCUCAGACUCGCACUCAUCAACACCUCUCGACUGGGGUUUCCAACCUCCUUUAGACCCGGAUUUAUCGAAUUUCUCAGCUUUUUCAGACAUUGAUUCCCUUUUUGGGCCCGAACUGAGUUUCGAGGGCCUUAGUCCAAAAACUCAGUCCACGGGAGGAACACAAGAAUACCUACCAGAGGAAUCCCUUCUAGUGGGGAGUUCCGGUCUUGCAGGUGAUGAUAUUGUCUCGAUUACUAUACUUGGCUCUACUACCGCGAAACCUUUGGAUAUUUCGGCCCCAGAAUAUCUAGAACGUCAUACAAGCAUCGAUGUAGAAUCUUCAACAGCUACGGUGCAGACUCGAGAGGUAUGAUUUCAUAACAGACUUUGGCACUUUGAUACUAACUGUACACUAGGAGUACAUUCUUUCGUUACGGCAAAAGCUGAAGAGGGAGUUUUUUCCUAAGAACCAGGAGUUAACGGAAGAUAAUAUUGAUGAGAUUUCCUCUGACCUGGGUCGAAUUGAGAAAGCCGGAACUAUACCACCUAGUAUCAUUCGGGAUACAAAGAUCAGAAGGUUGUUCAGGACAAUCAUAACGCUAGAGAUGAUCCCAAGGGAUAACGAGCUUCAAAUUAAGGAACGAGUGAGCCGCUUGCUUACGAGUUGGGCUGAGCCUGCCAUCCUCUCGACUACACAAGCUCAAUCCAAGUCCGCCCCACCGCAGACGCUCAUUGAUCUUACUGGAGCGGACAGCGAUCAUGAGUAUGUUACACCUCCCGAUACGCCAAAAUCUGGGCUCUUGCCCACUUCAAGCACAUGUAAGUGUCCAUUUAUAUCUGAUCUUCACUAGACUAACAAUUGAUGGCAGAUUCUAAUCCAUCCAUCAGCACCGAGACGAACUCACGCCCUGCAUCUAAUGGGAAUUCCAACACCAAGAAGAGGAAGUCCUCUUUAGUUUCCAGCAAUUCAACCACUCCAGGCAAAUGUCGGCGAACCCAGCGAGUGACCACGGUAAAACAGCACUUGGCGGAUGAAAUGCAUCACAGCAGUCAGUGGUUGGCAGGGAUGGAAAAGAGCAUUAAUGAUUGUGAAGCAGACCUAGUUGCUUUGGAGGAAAAGAAGGCGAGGUUUCUCGCAGAGAUUGAAGAAAAGAGGGAAGAGGUUACACGGCGGAAAAACGAGUUCAUCGAGUUAAAGAAUAGCAUGGUGGCCUGGGGGGCCCGUAAUGAAGUGGUCUCAGAAGAAUGGAAAUCGUGUUGGCUUUUUCGCUCGUCUAUAAAAUGA
Messenger RNA from Hymenoscyphus albidus, 1341 nucleotides. Lineage: Eukaryota; Fungi; Ascomycota; Leotiomycetes; Helotiales; Helotiaceae. The record is from the annotation of a GenBank genome assembly.